UAGAUCACGUGAUCCAUGGAGGGAGCUAUGGCGGCUGCUGAACGACCGCUCUGCGUCUGUCUCCUGUCUGUCCUCGCCCUCCUUCUUUCCCCCCCGCCGCAGGUUUUUGUCAGGGCCUCUGCAGCCUGUCGGGGAGAGGCAGUUGCCAAGUCUAGUGAAGCCCGAGAUUCUGAAACUUGUGGAUUGAAUCUGCAGCUGGAGCAUUCAUUUGAGUUGGAUGACAGCAUUCAUUUCAAAAAACGGGGUACACUCCUGUGGAAUGUGGGCCCUGAACCUAGUCUCUCACUGAGCCAGAAGCAGUUAACUGAAGAAGAGCGCAACAAACUUAGGGAGAUAGCUUCUGUGGGUGGACUGUACCGUUUAAGAAUCCCACGACAGCCUCUGGGGAGCAUUGAAGAGAGUGCUGUGGAAUAUGUCACCACUUUUGUUAAAGCGUGCUCAUUGGUCGAGUCUCAUCUGUCCGAUAGGCUGACAGUGCACACUGACAUCGCUGGCAACAUAAUUGGCCUCUCUGCUGUCACUAUGCCUAGCUCUUGCCACGGAGCUGAAGUGGAAGAUGUGGAUCUGGAACUCUUCAAUACCACCAUUCUGCUCCAGCAGCCCAUACCAGCAGCUGUCCCUGAAACAGCAGCAUUUAUUGAACGCUUGGAACAAGAGCAGGCUCAGAAAGCCAAAAAUCCACAGGAGCAGAAGUCUUUCUUUGCCAAAUAUUGGCAUUUAAUUCUGGGUGCAAUAGUGCUUCUCCCAGUGACCAUCUAUGCAACAUUCCCCACGAAGUUCAGACGACGGCCCUGAGCAAAAGUAAUCCUGCACCCAGUUCAACUCACUUCUCUCUUUGCUUGGCUCCAUUUAACUUGAACUCUUGUCACCUUGUCACCUUGGAGAACAAAAAGGCUACUCUUCUUUUGGAGCCAGUUUUUAUAUUGGGGAGGUGUGUG
Protobothrops mucrosquamatus (brown spotted pit viper) is the source of this 938-nucleotide messenger RNA. RefSeq names its product ER membrane protein complex subunit 10 (gene EMC10). The record is from RefSeq and is a predicted model, not a curated record. The transcript has 7 exons. NCBI's taxonomy places the organism in Eukaryota, Metazoa, Chordata, Lepidosauria, Squamata, Viperidae. Gene Ontology annotation, cellular component: EMC complex. The coding region runs from base 16 to 795 and encodes 259 amino acids.